This is a messenger RNA of Owenia fusiformis, 581 nucleotides long. Lineage: Eukaryota; Metazoa; Annelida; Polychaeta; Sabellida; Oweniidae. The record is from the annotation of a GenBank genome assembly.
AGCUUUCUCUACAACUUACACCACUACAGCUUAUGCUCAUGACAAAAAUUGACAACUCAUUUUAUGGCACUUGGGAAAUUGAAUAAUAAUUUAAAAAUUCACAACUUUGGAGAACAAGCGAUGUUAGGACAGGUUGACUAAAAUAAUACAGACAGUAUGAACUCGAAUCAACAGAAUACAACUGAAAAUGUCUCUACCAAGUUCCCAUGGCAAAACUCUCAGCAUCCUAUCAGUGUAUUUAUUGGACUUCAUUCCCUUUCUGCUUGCCUUGCGCUUGGGAUGACACUAACAAACCUCUUGUUGGUCGUAACAGUUUUAAGAAAUAGACGACUCCAAACCCCAACAAAUAUAAUUGUGUUCAACAUUGCAUGCGCUGGAAUGUUACAAGGAGCGGUUGGUACAGUGAUACGUAUUUUAAUGAACUAUGAAUACGAUAUUGCAAAGAAGGUCAUCUAUGGAGCAGUCACCAGUAAAUAUAUUUGCAUCAUUCGGCUAAUUACAUCAAACUUUCCAGGAACUUUUAUUCUCUAUAUGUUUGUUGUUGUCAGUGUAGACCGAUAUAUCGCGAUCCAACAUCCUUA